Messenger RNA from Fusarium sp. VM40, 2469 nucleotides. The record is from the annotation of a GenBank genome assembly. Lineage: Eukaryota; Fungi; Ascomycota; Sordariomycetes; Hypocreales; Nectriaceae.
AUGGCGUCAAGUUCGGACGAAGGCGAGAUCGUCGAGAAUGUCGCUGAAGAUUUGAAGGCAACUUCACUGCAGCACACUGGAGGAAGCUGUGUUGACCGUCAAGACAGACAAAAAAGUAGACUUUCGACUCCGGACCACGACUCGGCUUCUAGAUACAGCAACAAUUCACGACGAAGUAUUUCACCCCGUGGUUACAAGCGAUCGCAUGACGAAAGAGAAAGAGAUAGAGACCAUCGGAACCCCAGAACCCGCGAUCAAGACCACAGGAACUUUCGCAACAACUACGAGGAUGCUCGACGCGACGACCAUCGUAAGCCUCGUGGACAAUACGAUGACCCCGACCGACCUGCUUCGCGCGGAUCCAACUAUAACCACGGUGGCCGCGAUCGGAGCCGUGACCGAGACAACUACCGCGAUGGGGACCGAGAUCGGUAUUCCAACAAACGACCUCGAAACAGGAGUCGCUCUCCUAACAGAUCCCGACACGCAGAUAGAGGCAGGUUUGAUCGUUUUGUGAAGGAAGGCCAACACAAUCGUCGCGACGAUGCGCCAAGGGGGCUCAAGUAUGACGACAGCUAUCGGGAUGGCGGUUCUAUGUCCAAGAGGACAACUGUAGGAGAGGCUUCACGCGCCCAAGGAUAUGAUGCUAAACCUGGUCAAGGCUUUACCAAUGGAUAUGGCCCCUCCAAGACUUCUCAGCAACAAUCAGCAGCUCAGAAAGAAGCCGAACGAAAACCGGAGCCUGAACCUGAGCCCGAAUACGAUGAGCCUGAACCUAUUGACGAAGAAGCUGAGAUCGAGCGACGCCGCAAGCGACGUGAGGAAAUCAUGGCCAAGUCCAGUUCUGCUACUCCUUUAUUGCUUCAUGCGGUAGGUGCUGCAGCGAGCAAAGCCCACGCGGCAUCACCUGCAUCUACAGUGCCCGAUACGCCCUUGAGAACGCAAUCCGAGAUUGCAAGUCCUCGAACUCCUCGAUCAGAUGUCGCAUCACCUCGCUCGCCUGUAUCGCAUGGUGAAAUGUCCCCAGGAGGCAUUAACCUCCUCGAUGAUAAGCAAUUGAUGAACAGUCACGGAAAGGCUCAGGCAGACGAUGAAGAUGGCCCCUCUGCAGCUGACUACGAUCCUACUGGGGACAUGGAGGAGGAUGAACGACGAGACGAGCUUCGACACGGGCAUGUCAUGCUUCAUGGUGAGCAGCAUCCCAUUGCAACGGAACAACAGCCACAGGAAGAAGUCCAAACCAAGCUUGCCGAGAAAGCCGGCGGCGAUGGCGAUGAUGGGGACGACGAUUUCGAUAUGUUUGCCGAAGACUUCGACGAAGACAAGUAUGCGACCAAACCCGUGGAGCCCGUGGCACCUGUCGAAGGUGAUGGCAAAGCCCCUGACGUCCCAGCCAUCAAGGGAGGUAUUCUCGAAGGUGAUGAUAAAGAUGGCUAUUACAAGAUUCGCAUUGGUGAAGUCUUGAAUGGUCGAUACCAGAUCCAGGCAGCACUUGGAAGGGGUAUGUUCUCGGGUGUAGCUCGCGCUGUCGACAUAACCACAAAGCAGGUCGUUGCUAUCAAGAUGAUGCGAAACAACGACGCUCUCCGAAAGGGAGGUUAUACCGAGAUUGCCAUCUUAGAGAAGCUCAACGAGGCCGAUCCCGAGGGUCGCAAGCAUAUUAUCAAGUUCGAACACCAGUUCGACUACAAGGGUCACCUAUGCAUGGUUUUCGAGAACCUGAGCAUGAACUUGCGCGAAGUUCUGCGGAAGUUUGGUAACAAUGUGGGAAUCAACCUUGGAGCGACUCGAGCAUACGCGUACCAGAUAUUUGUUGCUCUAGCACAUAUGCGAAAGUGCAGCAUCAUUCAUGCUGAUCUCAAGCCCGACAAUAUCUUGGUGAACGAGACCCGAAAUGUGCUCAAGAUUUGUGAUUUGGGUACUGCUAUUGACAAGACCGAUGCAGCAACAGCACAUAUGGACCUUACACCUUACCUGGUCAGUCGAUUCUACCGAGCACCGGAGAUCAUCUUGGGCAUUCCUUACGACUAUGCCGUUGACAUGUGGUCCAUCGGCUGCACACUUUAUGAGAUGUACACGGGCAAGAUCCUCUUCGCUGGCGACAGCAACAACCAGAUGCUCAAAGCCAUCAUGGAGAUCCGAGGCAAAUUCACGCCGAAGCUGUUCAAACGAGGCCAGCUGUCGCCCGCUCAUUUCGACGACAAGGGGCAAUUCGUCAGCAUUGAACGAGACAAGGUUCUCGGCAAGACAACCGUUCGAACCAUGGCUGUGGUGAAGCCAACGCGGGACCUGCGGACAAGGCUCACGGCUGCGUCGGGAGGGAUGAACGAUGCUGAGACGAAGGAUCUUAAUAACUUUAUUGAUCUUCUCGACCACUGUCUUACACUCAACCCAGACAAGAGGAUCAAGCCGGCUGAUGCACUGCGCCAUCCGUUCUUUACCUCGCGGGCGGGGCAUGUACGUCGAUGA